AUUAGAAUUAAAAGAGCAUCCCACGUGGAAGAAUCUAGUUGGGUUUCUAUUUCCCAAAUUUUCAUUUGCUUUCCCAUUUCUCAGCGCUUAGUCUCAAUUCUUUGUUUUUCUCUCGUCUGUCCGGUCGGUGUAUUUUCCGGGAAAAUCCAAAUUUUCCCGAAAGAAUUCCCGACCGACGAUUAUUCCAUCUUUAUCUUUUCGUCAAAUUCUCGAAAAUCGAAACAAUUCCGGCGUUUUUGUUUUUGAAGCUAAAGAGUCAUCUUCUAUUCCUUCUCCGGAUCGCUUGAUUUUCCCGCUAAACCUCUUCUAAUUUCUUAAAUAAAAAAAUCGAGUUGUGAUUUUAAAAGGUUAGCAAUAUAAGUGCAACCUCUGGAUUCGACACAGGAUUCAAAAUAAGUUUCUGAUUUAGCAGGGAUUGAGAUGGCAAGUCAAAGCGGUUCGACUAGGCGAAGUUCAUCAAUUGUAAACUUGUCGUCGUCAAGGAAAAAAACACCGGAGAAUGGAGGUUCCGAAUCUAGCCGAAAAUUCUUACAACCGUCUCGUCCUAUAACUAGUAAUGGAACUUCUUGUAUCAACAUGCUUUUGGAAAGGGGACUAGCUGGAGAGCGUACUGUGAAGAAGUUGCGGUUGUCAAAGGCCCUGACUGUACCUGAUAGUACAAGCAUUUAUGAAGCUUGCCGUAGGAUGGCUGCUCGUAGAGUUGAUGCUUUAUUGCUUACUGACUCUAAUGCAUUACUUUGUGGGAUCCUCACAGACAAGGACAUAGCAACAAGAGUGAUAGCUCGGGAGCUUAAUCUGGAGGAGACACCAGUUUCCAAAGUAAUGACCAAGAACCCUGUAUUUGUUCUUUCUGAUACACUUGCAGUGGAGGCACUCCAGAAGAUGGUGCAAGGGAAGUUUAGACACUUGCCUGUUGUAGAGAAUGGGGAAGUCAUUGCUUUGCUUGAUAUAGCUAAGUGCUUGUAUGAUGCUAUUGCUCGAAUGGAAAGGGCAGCUGAAAAGGGAAAAGCUAUUGCUGCUGCUGUUGAAGGUGUAGAAAAAAAUUGGGGAGCAUCUUUCUCGGGUCAGAGUACAUUCAUUGAGACACUUCGAGAGCGUAUGUUCAGGCCCUCACUGUCUACGAUUAUAACAGACAAUCCAAAGAUUGUAACAGUUUCACCAGAUGACACAGUUUUAGCAGCUGCAAAAAAGAUGCUUGAAUCUCGAUUAAACUCUGCAGUCGUGACAGUUGAAAACAAGCCACGAGGGAUUUUAACUUCGAAGGAUAUAUUGAUGCGGGUAAUAGCACAGAAUAUGUCUCCAGAGACUACUCUUGUAGAGAAGGUCAUGACUCCCAACCCAGAAUGUGCAACAAUUGACACGCCAAUUGUUGAUGCUUUGCAUACCAUGCAUGAUGGGAAAUUUUUACACCUCCCUGUGGUAGAUAGAGAUGGAGAGAUAGUUGCUGUUUUUGAUGUAAUCCAUAUUACUCAUGCUGCUGUUGCCACUUUAAGUCAAGUUGGGAGUACUUCUGGAGUCAAUAAUGAGGCUACCACAACAAUGAUGCAGAAGUUUUGGGAUUCUGCAAUGGCCUUACCUCCCACUGAAGAGGAUGAUGAGACUAGUCGGAGUGAUGGAGCAGAGACAGGGAGAUCUCUUCCCUAUCCUUCAUCCAAUAUGCCAAAUACAUUUGGCUUUAAAAUACAAGAUAAAAGGGGCCGAAUGCAUAGGUUUACUUGUGAGACACGGAGUUUGACAGAUCUAAUAACGGCAAUCCUCCAGAGGCUAGAGGACGACAUAGAUAGAAACAACCUGCCUCAAAUUCUGUAUGAAGAUGAAGACCAUGACAAAGUUGUAUUGGCAUCAGACGGUGAUCUUGCAGCGGCUGUGGAACAUGCAAAGUUAGUUGGUUGGAAGGGUUUGAAACUGCAUUUAGAUUAUUCAGGAACAAAAACUCGUCGGAGGGGUUCUGAUUCCGGAAGCAUGGAUUAUGCAAACUCUGAUGCAUGGUCUGCCGCAUAUAGCACUGUUGCAGCAGGGGCUGCAGUUGUUGCUGGGCUUGGCUUAUUAGCAUACUUGAGGAAAGCUGGGAAUUAGCAUCGGUAGAAACUUCAUCCCAUAUGUAACUCAUAAAUUUGAAGGUUAAAUGCAACAACUUUCUUUAGGUAAA
Molecule: messenger RNA, 2149 nt
Organism: Gossypium arboreum
Lineage: Eukaryota; Viridiplantae; Streptophyta; Magnoliopsida; Malvales; Malvaceae
Product: CBS domain-containing protein CBSCBSPB5-like
Exons: 15
Coding region: 421-2076 (551 amino acids)
Molecular function (GO): protein binding
Source: RefSeq, a predicted model, not a curated record